AUGAGGGCUAAUCCUCAUGAAGAAUCGAACUCCGUACCAGCCACAACAGCGGCUAAUCUGUCAUUAACAACAAUAAGCAAGUAUAGGAUGAAACAUUAUACCGCGUAUAAACCAUUUAUUGACUCAUCAUUUGAAUUGAAGCUAUUAGCGUUUGGCGUUACAAAAGCAUGGUUUGAGAAUGCUAUGAACAGAUCAAAACUAAAAUUUAGCGAAAAACACGUCCACGUACCUUUGUUGGCUGGUUUUUUUGCAACACAUUUAUCAUUUCCAACAAGACCGAUUCAUAAAGUCACAUUUUGUACUCCAAUAAAUGAUGAUCCAAG
Molecule: messenger RNA, 323 nt
Organism: Didymodactylos carnosus
Lineage: Eukaryota; Metazoa; Rotifera; Eurotatoria; Philodinida; Philodinidae
Source: the annotation of a GenBank genome assembly